CAAAAUAUUUUGACUUUUUGUGUGUUUGCUGGCCCCCUACAUACGUACCAGACUGAUUACUCUCGCCCAGCAGCAGCAAACACAAGCCGCGGAAGGAGGGGACACAAGUGAUGGAGGAGCACGGGUUUGACAAUCUGCGCCAGAACCUGCCACUGAGCCAGGACUCCUUCAAAGAGCUGUGGGAUACUGUGCUAACUCCCUCCAUCUCCACAAUUCCCACAGCCAACAAUGAGACUGAAGGAUGGAGACCAGAUGGUAAUAUGGAAAUGCUGUUUUUAGACGAGCAUGUCCUGGCCCAGGGGUUUGAUGAAAAUCUGUUUGAGUUACCCCCCGAGAUUUCCACCAAAGACGGCGUUACUCCCCCGGCCUCCACCGUCCCUGUUACAACCGACUAUCCAGGGGAGUAUGGCUUACAGCUUCGCUUUCAGAAAUCUGGAACGGCCAAGUCUGUCACUUCCACUUAUUCAGAGCUUCUGAACAAGCUGUAUUGCCAGCUGGCAAAGACCAGCCCAGUUGAAGUGCUAGUGAGCAAGGCGCUUCCUCCGGGUGCUGUCCUCAGGGCCACAGCGGUUUACAAGAAGACUGAACAUGUGGCGGAAGUGGUCCGCAGAUGUCCCCAUCACCAGAAUGAAGACUGCGCAGAACAUCGCAGCCAUCUGAUCAGAGUGGAGGGCAGCCAGAGAGCUCAGUAUUUUGAAGAUCCGCACACAAAGAGGCAAAGUGUGACAGUCCCUUACGAGCCCCCACAGUUGGGCUCCGAGAUAACAACCAUCCUGCUCAGCUAUAUGUGCAAUAGUUCAUGCAUGGGCGGCAUGAACCGCAGACCCAUCCUCACCAUCCUGACCCUCGAGACCCCCGAGGGACUUGUUUUGGGCCGGAUGUGCUUUGAGGUGCGUGUCUGUGCAUGUCCUGGUAGGGACCGUAAAACUGAGGAAGAAAAUAGCACUAAGAUGCAGAACGGCACCAAACAAACAAAAAAACGCAAGAGCGCGCCGGCCGUGCCUUCACCUCGGGCUCCUGACACGACUUCUGUGAAGAAGUCCAAGUCUGCCUCCAGUGCAGAGGAGGAGGACAAGGAUGUGUAUGUUUUGCAUGUUCGUAGUCGCGAGCGUUAUGAAAUGCUUAAGAAAAUUAAUGAUGGUCUGGAUUUGCUGGAAAAAGAAAGCAAAACCAAGACCAAAGUUUCUGUGAAACAUGAGUUUGCUCUGCCUUCCAGCGGAAAGAGAGUCCUGCAAAGAGGAGAGAGGAGCGACAGUGACUAAGAUCUAAGAUUAUGGAAAAAAAAAAAAAAAAAAAGUCCUUCUCCCUCCAAGCCAUCCGGCCAUCACCUUCUGCAUCAGUACGCAAGGAAAAACAAAUAACUGCUGCUUGACCAUUUAUUGUACUGCAAGUUCUGUACAGUGUUAUGCUGUUUAUGUUAGCAAAUGAAUAAAGGUUUACUAGAUUAUGCAGAGGAGAGCAUUAUAUAGUGUAGACAGCACUGCCUCCUCGAUGCCCUUAUUGCAUUUAAAUACAAUACUUUGCAUGAAAUAGGAUAUCAGGACUUAAAAUCAGGAGGGACUGUAUCUGAUCAGUGUUAAUGCAGGGUUUUAAUGAUUCCAUUUUUCAGGACUCAUACAAGUCACUGCCAUUUGUUUAAAGUUGCGCUUGUAAAACUGGAAUGGAUGUUUACCUCCAUUAUUUUUGCUUUAUUAUUCUCUUUUUGGGUGUCUGAGAUGUCUCAUUGAGAAAGUUGGAUGGGCCCAAAUGGAUAAGUUCUGAUUAGAUGUCCUAUGCAAGCAGACCUAAAAAUGAAAGUUAGAAGCACAGGCCAGAAUACAGACUGCCUGUGAGUCUGGCUGCCUACAAAACUCAGUUUUUAUUAUUAUUUUAUUACAUUUUAUCACUGUUUAUUUCCAAGGAUCUGUGUGACAUCAGCGGCCUUGCCUUUUCAAUGGUGAUUCCGUUUGCAGGGAGCAUGUACGGUUAUGAUUUUUUGUGAAAAUUAACAGAUUUGGUAGAUGCAGGGCUGGCUGGAUCACCCCAAAAGCUAAUCAACUUUUAGUAUUUGUAACUUUUUAUAUACAGUAAA
Messenger RNA from Etheostoma spectabile (orangethroat darter), 2071 nucleotides. RefSeq names its product tumor protein p53 (gene tp53). Gene Ontology annotation, molecular function: protein binding; RNA polymerase II cis-regulatory region sequence-specific DNA binding; DNA-binding transcription factor activity, RNA polymerase II-specific. Gene Ontology annotation, cellular component: nucleus. The record is from RefSeq and is a predicted model, not a curated record. NCBI's taxonomy places the organism in Eukaryota, Metazoa, Chordata, Actinopteri, Perciformes, Percidae. Gene Ontology annotation, biological process: protein tetramerization; apoptotic process; regulation of transcription by RNA polymerase II. The transcript has 11 exons. Bases 111 to 1262 code for a protein of 383 amino acids.